AUGUCAAAAUCAUUGAUAAAACCUAAGAGCAAUAAAGAAAGAUCUAGAGCUCACCGACAGCGCAAGAAGAAGUUUAUCGAAGAGAAACUAGCCCAAGUUGAAACCCUCGAACAAAAAGUAGAACUCCUCACAAAAGAAAAUGAAGAACUCAAGCAAGAGAUUAAGAGACUUAAAGCCAAAGGAGAAUACGCAAAGGAUAAUAAAAGGGACACACUGAAAGAAUAUGAGGAUUAUCUUUAUAAUAAGGUGUUUAAGAAGUUACAGAAUAAUCCUGAGCAAGUCAGGUAUACCGAAUUAGAGCAGAGCUUGAGUAGGAUCCAUGAUUGGAGUGAUGAUAGAAUUGAGGUUGUGAAGAAGGCUUUUAGAGAUAUUUUGGAUAAUAUAACAAGCCUUCAAACCAAGUGCCAUCAGGCUUGUAAUAUAAACAUGCCAAUCAACAAAUUCAUCCAAAAACAAAGUUCAAAAUAAACGCCUUAAAAAGUACUAUUCAAAAUCCUCCCACCUAGAACCCACCCAAGAUUUCUACGCUGGAAUCCAGUACAGUGACAACGUAGUCGACUUCAUUAAGAGAAAUGCAAAGUUUUGUAAUAACUAUAUGAGGCAGAUUAAGAAAAUAGCUAAUACUUUGGUCAAGCAGAGGAAUAAGUUGUUGAAUUUGUACCAAGAUCAUAGAGUGGUGAUGGAAGAUUCGGAUUUUAAUGAGACGUUCUCUAAAGAAGAUUUUAUUAAUGCGUUUAAGAUAGUUGACAAGCUUCAAAAUACUGAAUUUUUGAAACCCCAUUUUCUGUUCAACAUUCCGAAAAAGACACAUUCAAAUCUAAAAUAUGAAGAUGGAGAACUGACAGAAUAAGAAAUAAUAAUUUCAAUACCACAAACUUAACUCGGG
Molecule: messenger RNA, 886 nt
Organism: Moneuplotes crassus
Lineage: Eukaryota; Ciliophora; Spirotrichea; Euplotida; Euplotidae
Source: the annotation of a GenBank genome assembly